AUGGCCUUGGUCGUGCACCUGAAGACGGUCACUGACCUGCGGGGCAAAGGAGACCGGAUCGCCAAAGUAGCUUUCAGAGGCCUCUCCUUCUACACCCGAGUGCUCGAGAACUGCGAGGAUGAAGCUCCGUUCGAUGAGACCUUCCGGUGGCCUGUUGCAAGCAGCAUUGACGUCAACGAGAUGCUGGAGGUCCAGGUCUUCAACUACAGCAAAGUCUUCUCCAACAGGCUCAUCGGGACAUUCCAGAUGGUUUUGCAGAAGGUGGUGGAGGAAGGGCAGCUGGAGGUGACGGACACCUUGAUCGAUGAUAACAACGCUUCCAUCCAGACCAGUAUCUCCAUCGAGAUCAGGUACCAGGCCAUGGAUGGCACCGUCGGGGCUUGGAACGACAACGAGUUCUUGGAGAGCCCCAACGCACCCUCGGAGGGAGACCCCCACGAGAUGGACGUCUUGCUGCCCCCCCAGCGGCAGUCUCCCAGCAAGACCAGCGCCGCAGAGAGGGCUCUCCGGAGAGCUGGGAAAGGAGUCUUUUCAGCCAUGAAGCUGGGCAAAGCACGUGGUCAAAAAGAUGACCACCACAGGAAGCAAGAUGAACCUGCAGUCCUGGAAGCCGAAGACCUGGACCGGAAGGCGAUGCGGCUGGGAGGCGGCCUGGACCCAGACACCAUCUCCCUGGCAUCCGUCACAGCUGUCACCACCAAUGUAUCCAACAAGAGAUCCAAGCCAGAUAUUAAAAUGGAGCCCAGUGCUGGGAGGCCUAUGGACUACCAGGUCAGCGUCACGGUCAUUGAGGCGCGGCAGCUGGUGGGGCUCAACAUGGACCCCGUGGUGUGCGUGGAGGUGGGGGACGAGAAGAAAUACACGUCCAUGAAGGAAUCAACCAACUGCCCCUAUUACAAUGAGUACUUUGUCUUCGACUUCCACGUUCCCCCAGACGUCAUGUUCGACAAAAUCGUCAAGAUAUCGGUGAUUCACUCCAAGAACCUCCUGCGCAGUGGAACCUUAGUCGGCUCCUUCAAGAUGGAUGUCGGAACCGUUUACACCCAGCCAGAGCACCAGUUCUACCACAAGUGGGCGCUCCUCUCGGACCCGGAGGACAUCACCGCAGGGCUGAAGGGUUAUGUGAAGGUGGACAUCGCGGUGGUGGGCAAAGGGGACAACAUCAAGACGCCCCACAAGGCCAAUGAGACGGAUGAGGAUGACAUUGAGGGAAACCUGCUCCUUCCCGACGGCGUCCCUCCGGAGAGGCAGUGGGCUCGCUUCUACAUCAAGAUCUACCGGGCAGAGGGUCUCCCGCGCAUGAACACCAGCAUCAUGGCCAACGUCAAGAAGGCCCUCAUUGGAGAGAACAAGGACCUGGUGGACCCCUAUGUCCAGGUCCUCUUUGCAGGACAAAAGGGGAAAACCUCGGUCCAGAAAAGCAGCUAUGAGCCCACGUGGAACGAGCAGAUUGCCUUCACGGAAAUGUUCCCCCCACUGUGCAAGCGGAUCAAGGUCCAGAUCCGCGAUUCCGACAAGGUCAACGACGUGGCCAUUGGGACCCAUUUCAUCGACCUCAGGAAGAUCUCCAACGAAGGCGACAAAGGCUUCCUGCCCACGUUUGGCCCUGCCUGGGUGAACAUGUACGGUUCCACGCGCAACUACACCCUGAUGGACGAGCACCAGGACUUGAACGAGGGCCUGGGCGAAGGGGUUUCCUUCCGUGCCCGCCUCCUCCUCAGCCUGGCGGUGGAAAUCUUGGAUACCAGCAACCCAGAGCUCACCAGCUCCACUGAAGUCCAAGUUGAGAUGGCCACGGCAGUUGCCGACAACUGCACAGGCAAGAUGGACGAGUUCUUUCUCUUUGGAUCCUUCCUGGAGGCUACCAUGAUUGACAGGAAAAAUGGAGACAAGCCCAUCAACUUUGAGGUCACCAUAGGCAAUUACGGCAAUGAAAUCGACGGGAUGUCCAAGCCCAUGAUCAAGAAGAAGAAAGAUAGUGGAGGAGAUGGCAACGAGGAAGAAUCUCAGCUGCUGGAGAACGAGAGUGACGAGGAAAGCACAGACGACGGAGAAUUUGUCUCCAUCUCCUCUUCUCCACCUUUGAGGCCUUUGAUCACCGACAGGAACUACUUCCACCUGCCAUACUUUGAGAAGAAGCCGUGCAUCUACAUCAAGAGCUGGUGGCAGGAUCAGCGGAGGCGUCUCUACAACUCCAACAUCAUGGACAAGAUUGCGGACAAGCUGGAAGAAGGCUUGAAUGACGUUCAUGAGAUGAUGAAGACUGAGAAGCCCCACCCGGAACGGCGCCUCCGAGGGGUCCUGGAGGAGCUGAGCAGUGCAUGCCUGCGGUUUGUGACCCUCUCCAACAAGGACCAGAACCAUUCCUCCCGGACGCGGCUGGACCGGGAGAGGCUGAAAUCCUGUAUGCGGGAACUGGAGACAAUGGGCCAGCAGGCCAAGACCAUGCGAUCCCAGGUCAAGAAAACCACCAUCAGGGACAAGCUGAAGCAGGCGCAGAACUUCUUGCAAAAGCUGCGGUUCCUGGCAGAUGAGCCCCAGCACAGCAUCCCGGACGUCUUCAUCUGGAUGAUGAGCAACAACAAGCGCAUCGCCUAUGCCCGCAUCCCCUCCAAGGACAUCCUCUACUCCAUCGUGGACGAGGAAACGGGGAAGGACUGCGCCAAAGUGAAGACCGUCUUCCUCAGGUUACCGGGGAAAAAGGGUUUUGGGCCAGCCGGCUGGACGGUUCAAGCCAAGAUGGAGAUCUAUUUGUGGCUGGGGCUCAACAAACAUCGCAAGGACUUCCUCAGCGGCCUGCCCUGCGGCUUUGAGGAGAAGAAACUUCCCAAGGGCCAGAACAUCCCUUCCUUCCCACCCAUCAGCCUCCUGUACAGCAUGAAGCAGGUCUUCCAGCUUCGUGUCCACAUGUACCAAGCCAGGAGUCUCUUCGCUGCCGACAGCAGUGGCCUCUCCGACCCCUUUGCUCGCGUCUUUUUCAUCACGCAGAGUCAGUGCACAGAGGUCCUCCAAGAGACACUUUGCCCCACAUGGGACCAGUUGCUGGUGUUUGACAACGUGGAACUAUAUGGGGAAGUCCAUGAGAUGCGGGACGACCCUCCCAUCAUUGUCAUCGAGAUCUAUGACCAGGACACAGUGGGAAAGGCUGACUUUAUGGGCCGAACGUUUGCCAAGCCCGUGGUGAAGAUGUCGGAUGAGGAGUACUGUCCGCCCCGCUUCCCACCCCAGCUAGAGUACUAUCAGAUCUACCGGGGCAACUCCACCGCCGGGGACCUGCUGGCUGCCUUCGAACUGCUCCAGAUUGGCCCAGCCGGGAAGUCAGAGCUGCCUCCCAUUGACGGCCCCACAGACAUGGAUCGGGGCCCCAUCCUGCCUGUGCCUUUGGGAAUCCGCCCUGUGUUGAGCAAAUACAGAGUGGAGAUCUUGUUCUGGGGGCUGAGAGACCUGAAGCGCGUGAACUUGGCCCAGGUGGAUCGGCCUCGAGUGGACAUCGAAUGUGCCGGGAGGGGAGUCCAGUCGUCCCUCAUCCAGAACUACAAGAAAAACCCCAAUUUCAGCACCUUGGUCAAAUGGUUUGAAGUGGAUCUGCCUGAGAACGAGCUUCUUCAUCCCCCCCUGAACAUCCGCGUUGUGGAUUGCCGCGCUUUUGGGCGUUACACCCUCGUGGGCAGCCACGCUGUGAACUCCCUGCGGAAAUUCAUCUACAGGCCUCCGGAUAAGAAAGCCCAGCACUGGAGUACAGCAGCUAAGCUCAUGAGUGCCUAUGCAGCCCUGGCCAACGGAGGACCCAUCUCUCACCCCACAGGGGAAAUCGUGGUUAACAUGGAGCCCGAGGCCCCCAUCAAGAAGAUGGAGACCAUGGUCAAGCUGGAAGCGAACUCUGAUGCGGUUGUGAAAGUGGAUGUGUCGGAAGAAGAGAAGGAGAAGAAGAAGAAAAAGAAGAAGAAAGGGGGUGCAGAGGAGGAGGAGGACGAUGAGCCUGACGAGAGCAUGCUGGACUGGUGGUCCAAGUAUUUUGCUUCCAUCGAGACGAUGAAGGAGCUGCUUCGACAGCAGGAGGCGGCUGCGGCGGAAGCGGAAGAGAAGGAUGAGAUGGAUAUGUCUGAGGGCUCCAAGGGCCAAGGGAAGACCAAGGAGAAAGUCAAGGCCCCAAAAGAGGACAAGAAGAAGAAGCAGCAACAGGGGCAGCCGCCGACAUCUGAGGGUCCCGAGAAGAAGAACAAGCAGAAGAUCGAUGAGCUUAAGGUGUUCCCCAAAGAGCUGGAGACGGAAUUUGACAGCUUUGAGGACUGGCUGCACACUUUCAGCCUCUUUCGGGGGAAGAUUGGCGAUGACGAUGACCACGCAGCCGACGAGGAUCGUAUCGUGGGCAGGUUCAAGGGCUCCAUGUGCGUCUACAAAGUGCCACUCCCUGAUGACAUCACCAAAGAGGCGGGGUACGACCCAAAUUUCGGCAUGUUCCAGGGCAUCCCAAGCAACGACCCCAUCAAUGUGCUGGUCCGGGUCUACGUGGUGAGGGCCACCGAUCUGCACCCCGCCGACAUCAACGGCAAAGCUGACCCAUAUGUCGUCAUCAAGCUGGGGAAGACGGACAUCAAGGACAAGGAGAACUACAUCUCCAAACAGCUGAACCCCAUUUUUGGAAAGUCGUUCGACAUCGAGGCCACUUUCCCCAUGGAAUCGAUGCUGACAGUGGCUAUUUACGACUGGGAUCUAGUGGGCUCCGAUGAUCUGAUUGGCGAGACCAAGAUCGACCUGGAGAACCGAUACUACAGCAAGCACAGGGCGACCUGUGGGAUCACCCAGAACUAUUCCAUCCACGGUUACAAUAUGUGGCGAGACCCUCAGAAGCCCACCCAGAUCUUGUCCAAGUUAUGCAAAGAGGGGAAGCUGGACGGGCCCCACUACGGCCCUGGCGGCAGAGUGAAGGUGACCAACCGGGUCUUCACGGGACCCACAGAAGUGGAGGACGAAAACGGCCAGAAGAAACAGACGGACGAACAUCUAGCGCUGACUGUCUUGCACCACUGGGAGGAGAUCCCGCGUGUGGGCUGCAAACUGGUGCCAGAACACGUGGAAACGCGGCCCUUGCUGAACCCGGACAAGCCAGGCAUUGAGCAGGGACGGCUGGAGUUGUGGGUGGAUAUGUUCCCCAUGGACAUGCCGGCACCAGGACCCGCCAUUGACAUAUCGCCGAGGAAGCCAAAGAAAUACGAGCUUAGAGUGAUAGUGUGGAACACAGAUGAGGUAGUCCUGGAGGACGAUGAUUACUUCACUGGCGAGAAAUCCAGUGACAUUUUUGUCCGGGGAUGGCUGAAGGGGCAGCAAGAAGACAAGCAGGACACAGACGUCCACUAUCACUCGCUGACCGGCGAGGGGAACUUCAACUGGCGUUACCUCUUUCCUUUCGACUACCUUGCGGCUGAGGAGAAGAUUGUUAUCUCGAAGAAAGAGUCCAUGUUCUCCUGGGACGAGACCGAGUACAAGAUUCCGGCCCGACUCACGCUACAAGUGUGGGACGCCGACCACUUUUCCGCCGAUGACUUCCUCGGAGGCAUUGAGCUUGACCUGAACCGCUUCCCACGUGGCGCUAAGACCGCCAAGCAGUGCAGCAUGGAGCUGGGGACGGGUGAGAUUGAGGUGCCCAUGGUCUCUAUCUUCAAACAGAAGAGGGUGAAGGGCUGGUGGCCCUUCUUGGCACGAGACGAGAACGACGAAAUGGAGAUGACGGGAAAAGUGGAGGCCGAGCUUCACCUCCUGACGGCCGAGGAAGCCGAGAAAAGUCCGGCCGGGCUGGCUCGUAACGAGCCCGACCCAUUGGAGAAACCCAAUCGUCCGGAUACAUCCUUCAUCUGGUUCCUGAACCCGCUCAAGUCCAUACGGUACCUUAUCUGCACCCGCUACAAGUGGCUCAUCAUCAAGAUCGUCUUGGCCCUCCUGCUGAUCAUCAUGGUGGCCCUUUUCCUGUACUCCAUGCCCGGCUACAUGGUCAAGAAGCUCCUUGGAGCAUGAGGAGGAAGCCACCUGCACCCUGCCCCCCCCCACUUUCGGAGCCUGUUGUUCUUGGUCAUCGCCGGCUCUUGUUUGUGUUUCUUUUUUGUGACUUCCUUGUGUUUCCUCUCGGGAAAUAUUUGGGGGGGGAUGGGGGCAGCAGGAGCUCAAAAUUUGCUCCGCAGUGUUGGGGAAGGGGGAGAAAGGAGAUUUCUUUACUCUCUCCCCCCCCCCCCCGACAUGAGCUUUAUAUCCUCAGCAAUUCUUCUCAGCCUCUCCAGCCUAAGUCUUUGGAACUGGAGAGCCUUGCAGUCUAAGGACUCCUGUCUCGCACCCAUCUUGCCUCAACUGGAGAAUCCUCCACCAUUGAACCCACGAGGUGGCGCCACCUCAGUCUGUGCUCUGUGUGGAUUUGACAUGUUCACCUGUCUCUCCCUCCUUUUCCCGUUGUUUUUCCUUCCGCAGCAAAACUCGGCACGAGGCUCUGGGAAUGCAAGGGCCUUCUCCUCCUUGCGCUAGGUGUGAUGUGAUCCGCUGAGAUUCUGGCGCCCCUGGUUGCUGCCCAAUGCUGCCGUUUUCUUUAUUGAGGCUACCCCCCUGGCCCACCACAGACGGGCACAGCUUCCUGCUGGUUCCCAGCCUGGUAGGGAGAAUGGAGGCAUUUGCCGUGCUGGAGCAAUGCCUACCCACAUUUUCCGAGGGCGAGCACAAAUCAGGAGCUUAGUCGGUUCAUCGGCUGCAGGUGCUGCGAGAAGAUGGGGUAUCUCCCCCAGACGGGAGCAAGCGUAACAGCCGACAGUGCAAUGAUACACGUGUGUCUGCUCAGAAGCAAGUCCCACUGAAUUCACCGAUCAGUAGGCUGAGGAUUGCAGCAUAUAAAAGACUGAGCUGCAAAUCCACCGAUCCCCAAGCCAGGAGUUCCCAAUUUAGGCAGCCUGCUUUGCCAGCCCCCUCUGCAGUUUGAGGAUAACAGUACUCGUACCAGGCUCUCAUGCAGAUUUCACCAAGAUAAGCUCGAAAAGUGCUAGAUAAGUACUAAAUAGGACCAUUAUUCAUUGGAUGAUAAGCGCAGACAGUUCUCGCUUGGUCCUCGGCUCUUCAAGAAUACCCCGUAAGCCUGGCAGGGGUGGUGCUUGGAAACACCCAGACACACGUGUGUGAGCACAGAGCAAUAACAUGUGGAGAUGGGGGAGGGACUCCAGUCACCAAAUUUUCUAGUCCCUCAGCCCUUUGAUGGGCUAGCUAUGAUCUUCAGCCAAGCUCCCUAGCCACUUGAACCCUGGUUGGGGCAGGGAGAAGGAAACAGGCUCGAGGACAUUUUCUGAUGACCGAGUCCAAAGCAGCCUUUCGUGGCUGGUGACUCAACGGGAAGGCGAGGGACAACCUGCUUCCCAGACCAAGACAUCCCAAUCCCUAGUAACUGAAAUAUUCAUGUCUCGUCUUUCCUCAAUCAGUGGAGGGUUCCAGUAAGUGGUUUUUAUUCUCAUCUAACGGAUGCACAGCACAUUCUUCAGGGUUGAGACGGUAUACGGAGAAGGCACAUCCUUUUGAAACAAGGGAUUGUCGGUGAAACCCUUAAAGUAGGGGGGUGAGGCUUAAGGAUGCAGCUUGCUUCUCAAAGCGAAUCCGCUGAUUGAGACAGGCAAAGCUAGAAA
Zootoca vivipara (common lizard) is the source of this 7646-nucleotide messenger RNA. The record is from RefSeq and is a predicted model, not a curated record. Lineage: Eukaryota; Metazoa; Chordata; Lepidosauria; Squamata; Lacertidae.